CCACGAAGCUUUCUAAGCUCGCCCUACCUCGCACGGGUCGCAUCCCUUCCAAUAGUCGACCGCAUUUUGCCAGGUGCUGGAUACCCGCGUUGCGCCCCCCCAAGGGCUUGCGCCGGCAGCAGAAGUUGGCACUUCAGGGACCAGUCUGUCCAGGGACUGAAUAGUAGGAUUUGCAAAGAUGCAGCAACGUCGGGAUGAGAUCCUCGCUAAGAAGGCGAAGCUCGCCGAGCUGAAGCGCCAGCGAGAGCUCCGUGCUACUCAGGUUAAUGCCCGCUUGAGCAUAGGAAGCGCAAGCGAUAUAGUCAGCCCAACGCCCGGUAGGGCCGAAAGCCGUCGUGAGAUCGAAACUCUGAUUCAGAGCCUGGUUGGCGAAAGCAGACCCGUAUCAGUCUCAACCGGCGCUAAUUCUCCCCGCCUCCAUGGAAGCCGACCCAACAGCGUAAUAAGCGCCGGGGAAACUAGUAUCUCGCCCUCGGAAUAUGCUACUCCAGCUCUCGGUCCCAUACUUGCUUCUUCAAAUCAGACCACGCAGGUCCUUUCCACGACUCUCACGACUGUUUACGAAUGCCCACCGUCGCCAGUAAAGGAAGUGUUUACGUACAGCAAAGGAGUACAAACAACGGACGAUUGGGUGCCCCAGCCAAAGCCCCGUAGAUAUUCGGACUCGGAAAUCGACGAACCGCCUGCAUCGCCCACUAAGACUAGGGUCAGCAGGAGGUUACGGGAUCGCGAAGAAGAGUUACGCGAGAACAUAAGAAAGGAGAUCGAGCAGGAGUUGAAAGCGGCCAAGGAACUCGUCAUAGAUGGAGUGUACAAGCCGUCUGCUGCAGCCAACUUCCCCACGAGGAAUCUUACCGACGAAGAGCUGAAUGCCGUUACGCAAUCCGACGACUUUAUGGACUUCAUCGAUAAGUCGACCAAGGUUAUCGAAAAGGCACUCGACCAGGAAUACGAUAUUUUGACGGACUAUACCCUCGGCGUAAACGAUGUCGAUGAAGAAGACGAACAGAACGGGAACACGGGCGGGAAGGGUCGGCGGAAGGUGAAGGAAUUGGCCCAGUUCUAUGACGAGCGGUGGUCCAAGAAGCGCAUGAUCAGCUCCAUUGACUUCUCGCCCAAGUUCAGUGAACUACUCCUGGCAUCAUACACCAAGAACCCCUCGGCACCCCAUGACCCAGAUGGAAUCGUGCAGGUCUGGAAUAUGCAUUUGCACGAUAGGCCCGAGUUUGUGUUCCAUGCGCAAUCCGACAUCUUAACGGCCAAGUUUUCUCCUUUUCACCCUAACCUGAUUAUUGGCGGAGCCUAUAGUGGACAGGUUCUGCUCUGGGACACGCGCGCUAGGUCAGCGCCUGUACAAAAGACGCCCCUGACAGGUUCCGGACACACACAUCCUGUUUACUGUAUCGAUAUCAUUGGCACGCAGAACGCCAACAACAUCAUAUCAUGCUCAACAGAUGGCCACAUGUGCGGCUGGAGCAUCGACAUGCUUGCCCAACCUCAAGAGAACCUUACACUUAUUGCCCCCCAUCCAUCCAGGACUGAAGACAUGAGUCCCACGUGUAUGGCGUUCCCGCAGGCCGACCCGACUUUCUUCCUGGUUGGUACGGAAGAGGGAUCCAUCUACCCGUGCCAUCGGUACGAUCGCGCCGGUGCCAAGGCCGGCGUAGAUGCUCGCGUCAGUUAUAGGGGCCAUGCUGCUCCCGUUAUGGCAGUCGACUUCCAUCCCGCACGGGGUGUUGUCGACUUGGGGGAUCUCGUACUGUCUGCUAGCUUGGAUUGGAGCGUCAAACUCUGGAAGGCGCGCGCUCCUGCGGCAACGUCUACGGUUGUGACAACGGGUGGCGGUAUCAACGUACCCGGUCAAGAGCAUAACGGCGUCCAACCACUGAUAGACUUUGUGCGCGAGGAUGUCGUUUAUGAUGUGGCCUGGUCACCAGUAAAGCCUGGUGUGUUCAGCUUGGUUGACGGCGCAGGCUGGCUUGAGCUGUGGGAUAUCACCGUGGAGACUGAGGAGCCCGUUGCACGCAUUUCUCCUAGCCCACGCAAAGAUGGACGACCAAUGCUGAGCAAGAGCUUAAACAAGGUCAAGUGGGAGCGUACUGAGGGCAAGCGAUUGGCCACUGGCGGUAUUGACGGCACGGUCACCAUGUUCGAAGUUGGUCCGGAUCUGGGUGGAAAGGAGGACUUGAAGAAUGAGGAAUGGCAGAGUGUGAAGAAGCUGGUGCAAAAGGCCGAGCAUAUGAUUUCACUGAAAGAAGCGCAGGAGAAGUAGGAUGGAGGAGAUGUCAGACGCCUGAUUUAUUAGUAUGCGGGUGGAAGACAUUCGAAUGGCAUGCUUGAUCACCAAGCUCGGUGCAGUGACUGUCUUUUUGAGUGCUACGAGUACGGCCU
Messenger RNA from Neurospora hispaniola, 2391 nucleotides. RefSeq names its product WD40-repeat-containing domain protein. The transcript has 2 exons. Gene Ontology annotation, molecular function: dynein heavy chain binding; dynein light chain binding. The record is from RefSeq and is a predicted model, not a curated record. Gene Ontology annotation, cellular component: cytoplasmic dynein complex. NCBI's taxonomy places the organism in Eukaryota, Fungi, Ascomycota, Sordariomycetes, Sordariales, Sordariaceae. Gene Ontology annotation, biological process: transport along microtubule. The coding region runs from base 179 to 2272 and encodes 697 amino acids.